Messenger RNA from Paramecium tetraurelia, 701 nucleotides. RefSeq lists its product as uncharacterized. NCBI's taxonomy places the organism in Eukaryota, Ciliophora, Oligohymenophorea, Peniculida, Parameciidae. The transcript has 2 exons. The record is from RefSeq and is a predicted model, not a curated record. Gene Ontology annotation, molecular function: oxidoreductase activity, acting on a sulfur group of donors, disulfide as acceptor.
AUGAAAUUUCUGAUACUAGCAAUCUCUCUCUUCAUAGUCAAUAGUAGUAGGUUGACUGCAGAUAUUUAUGUGGAGUCCCUUUGCCCUUAUUGCAUGAUGUUUAUUAAAGAUUCACUUUAUACGGCAAUUACAACUCCAGACAUCGAAUAAAUGGUUCACAUAAGAUUAAUUCCUUACGGAAAUACUAAAAGAAAAAUUGUCGCUGGAAAAUGGGUGUUCACUUGCCAACAUGGCGAAACUGAAUGCUAUGGGGAUUUGAUUGAAUUAUGUGCACAAGAUAGUAUAGUCAAAGCAUUGGGAGCUGCAGCAGCAGAAAUUCCUAAGGCUGGAGUUGUCCAUUGCAUGGAAGACUUUAUUUAGAAGCCUUAUACAAAUAACUCAUUUGUUUAAGCAGCAUACCAUUGCCAAUAAUAUUAUCCAUAUGAUGCAAAUGAGGUCAUCAAUUGUGCUAGUAAUUCAAAUGGAGAAUUGUUACAUUUAGUUGCUGCUGAUGAAACUGAUAAUCUUAUUCCCAAACAUCUGGGAGUUCCUUGGGCAGUGGCUAAUAAGAAAUAUACUGAAGAAUCUGGCGAUGAAAUCAUCAAUAAUUUGCUUAGAUGGGCAUGUCAAAAUUAUGAUGGAGAAAAAAUUGCAGCAUGUUAUACUUAACAGGAAUGAUUUAUUCAAGUUAUAGAAUUACAUAAACUAAACUGUUUUUAGUA